Messenger RNA from Rhodamnia argentea, 630 nucleotides. Its product is annotated as dynein light chain 2, cytoplasmic-like. Lineage: Eukaryota; Viridiplantae; Streptophyta; Magnoliopsida; Myrtales; Myrtaceae. Gene Ontology annotation, cellular component: dynein complex. Gene Ontology annotation, biological process: microtubule-based process. The transcript is spliced from 2 exons. The coding region runs from base 125 to 460 and encodes 111 amino acids. Gene Ontology annotation, molecular function: dynein light intermediate chain binding; dynein intermediate chain binding. The record is from RefSeq and is a predicted model, not a curated record.
CUUUUCAUCACCCACGUAUCGAUCCGCAGUCCGAGCAGAACGCUUUUUGGCGACUUCGGCUACUCUCGACUUGGGUCCAUUUUCCAUACCCUCACUCGAUAACCCCGAGCUCGAGCCGUCGACAAUGCUUGAAGGGAAAGCGGUGAUCGGCGAGACGGACAUGCUCGAGGGCAUGCAGCGAUACGCGCUCGAUGUAGCUUCCAAGGCUCUCGACCACUACGACGUCACGGAAGCCACCGACAUCGCCCGUCUCAUCAAGCAGGAGUUUGACAGGACGUACGGGCCGGGAUGGCAGUGCAUAGUGGGGACGGACUUCGGGUCGUUCGUGACGCACCGGUUCGGGUGUUUCAUCUACUUCUGCAUCGGGAGCCUGGCGAUCUUGUUGUUCAGGGGUUCUGCAGGAGCAGAGCCGCCCGAUGCGAACCAGUUCAUGACCAGCUUAGAAAGCAUCAAAGCUUAGCUUUGGACAUUUUCGGUUUUUUUUUUUUUUUUUUUGCGGGUGUGUAUCCUGACGUUUCUCGUGACGGCCCAUGGGUUGCACAAAAAUAAAUUCCUUUUUGGUUUCCGUAUAUUCAUCGAAUUCGUAUUAAUUCCGGAUUCUUGUCCCUGCGGUAUGCGCAUUUCCCUUGA